AUGGUACAAGUUCUCGGGUAUAAUAACAAGAUGGGAUCAAAAGAAGAAGCAGGGAAGCUAGAGUGGAGGAUAAGUGUAGACAAUGGGACAACAGAGAGACUGGUUCCUAAAUCGGGAGUAAGUAAAAGGAUCAUUCUUUGGCUAAAUGACUUGGUAAUGAAGGUACUCGUGGAGCCAAUGGCAAAGUUUAUGAGGAUGGCUUGGAGGAUUGGAGCUGAUGAUCCGGCCAAAGUGGUUCACUGUCUGAAAGUAGGACUUGCACUCUCGUUAGUCUCAAUCUUCUAUUACAUGAGACCUUUGUAUGAUGGUGUUGGUGGAAAUGCUAUGUGGGCUAUCAUGACUGUUGUCGUCGUCUUCGAGUCCAAUGUUGGUGCAACAUUCUCCAAAUGUGUGAACAGAGUGGUGGCAACUAUAUUAGCUGGAUCACUAGGCAUUGCUGUUCAUUGGGUUGCGACACAAUCAGGAAAAGCUGAGAUUUUUGUGAUUGGAUGCUCUGUUUUUCUCUUUGCUUUCGCAGCUACGUACUCACGGUUUGUGCCGUCAUUCAAAGCCAGAUUCGACUAUGGAGCAAUGAUCUUCAUCCUCACAUUUAGCCUUGUCUCAGUAGGAGGUUACCGAGUAGACAAGCUAGUUGACUUGGCUCAGCAAAGAGUAUCAACUAUUGCGAUUGGAACAUCUAUUUGCAUUAUCAUUACUGUCUUCUUCUGUCCCAUCUGGGCAGGAUCUCAGCUUCAUCGUCUUGUUCAACGUAACCUUGACAAACUUGCCGAUUCAUUAGACGGCUGUGUAGCAGAGUACUUCAAGAAGAAAGACGUCUCGACGAAUGAGAUUGAAGAUGAAGAAACCAACAUGAAGCUGCAAGGAUUCAAAUGUGUACUAAACUCUAAGGGAACAGAGGAAUCCAUGGCGAAUCUAGCUAGAUGGGAACCUGCACAUGGAAGCUUUAACUUCCGGCAUCCAUGGCAACAAUAUGUAAAGAUAGGUGCUGCUAUGCGCAGAUGUGCUUAUUGCCUUGAGAAUCUCAGUAUCUGCAUCAACUAUGAAACAGAGGCACCAGACCAGGUCAAGAAGCAUUUCGGAGAAGCUUGUACGAAAGUGAGCUCAGCGUCUUCAAAAAUCUUGAGAGAAUUAGCGGAUAUGAUGAAGAACACCAGAAAAUCUUCCAAGAUGGAUUUUUUGGUGUUUGAUAUGAACUCAGCAGUACAAGACCUUCAAGAAACCUUAAAAACUGUUCCAAUUGAAACCAACAAACCUGAAGAAGAAGAAGAAGUUCCAUCCGAAGAGAAGAACAAAGGAGACAGCGAAGACAGAACCAUGUCCAUGAGCCUACAUGAAGUCCUUCCGGUUGCCACUUUGGUUUCGUUGUUAAUCGAAAACGCAGCUAGAAUUCAAACAACCGUGGAAGCAGUCGAUGAACUCGCAAAUCUUGCAGAUUUCAAACAAGAUUCAAAAAAGAAAACCGGAGACAACAACACUAAACAACCACCACUAAUAAAAAGCAAAGUUAUAAACCCAAAUCUUGAUAAUGUUGAAUCCUUACAGUGUCACCAUAGCAAACAAGAGAAUGAGAUUAAGGAGAAGAGCAAAGAUCACAACUCCACACAUUGGCCAAUCUUAUGUACAUACAAUUCCACGAACGCAAUAGAAUCUGUCUUCACCUGGAAACGCUGGUGCCAAAAGCUUUCACCUUUUCUUGAUGGUCUUAAUGCCGAGGUUCAGAGCCAAAUCCUCAACGGGAACCUUGAUCACGUCGCUUCUAACGCCGAUAUCAGUAGCAUACCUGCUCAUACAGUACAUCCCAGCAGUGACUGUUGCUACACCAACAGGGUUUGGGAUCAACAACGUGAGAGCGAGAGGAGCGCCAAGAACGGAACUGGCUUGACCGCUUCUUCCGACGCCAAUGAGCAACCCCGUCUUGCAGUAAAGAGCGAAGUCUUCGCAGUUGUUUUGGAAGACGUCGUAGUGACCAAACCCGUUCUGGAGAAGGUGCAUUGCUCUGUGGACAACCGUUUGAAGCGGGUCAGAUGGAGCGGUCGUGCAGGUGCCACCGCGGAUUCUGGUGAGGAAAACGGACGAGGUGACUCCGUAUUCGAAACGGUAGAGAGAGCCGUUCUUGAGGAAGCAGUCGAGGCAAGAGAGUACUACUCCACUGACAGGGAGCUUCUGAAGAAUCAUAAACAUCUGAAACUGAAGACGAAGAAGACGAAGACGAAGAAGCAGAAGAAGCAGAGGGUGUGGGAGAUUUCAGGCUCUGCUCAGGUUUGA
Molecule: messenger RNA, 2265 nt
Organism: Thlaspi arvense
Lineage: Eukaryota; Viridiplantae; Streptophyta; Magnoliopsida; Brassicales; Brassicaceae
Source: the annotation of a GenBank genome assembly